Prunus avium (sweet cherry) is the source of this 802-nucleotide messenger RNA. Its product is annotated as auxin-induced protein 15A-like. NCBI's taxonomy places the organism in Eukaryota, Viridiplantae, Streptophyta, Magnoliopsida, Rosales, Rosaceae. Gene Ontology annotation, biological process: response to auxin. The record is from RefSeq and is a predicted model, not a curated record.
ACAUGACCAAGUUCAUCAUGAGCAACUCAAGUCUUCACCUUCUCAAGCUUCAAAGCUUUCUCUGCUUUCCAAAUCCAGGUCCUUUGAAUUCCUUCUCUUCUUCUUUUGUCAUUUGAGAAUAUAUAAGACCAUGGGUUUCCGGUUGCCUGCAAUUGUUAAUGCAAAGAGAAGUCUCAUUCGAUCUCUAUCUAGUUCAAGCCAGACAGCAGAUUCAAAGACUUUAGAUAUCCCAAAAGGCUACUUUGCAGUCUAUGUUGGAGAGAGCCAGAAGAAGCGGUUUGUGAUUCCGAUAUCAUAUUUGAAUGAGCCUUUAUUCCUGGAUUUGUUGAGUCAAGCUGAAGAAGAAUUCGGAUAUGAUCAUCCUAUGGGAGGUAUCACAAUCCCCUGCAGUGAAAACACCUUCCUUGAUCUCACUUCCCGCUUAAGUGUGUGAGUGAACGCGAAUCGGUCAUCCUUUCUAUCCGAACCAUCCUCAUUUCAGAGUUCACUGAGCCAAGAUGAAAGAAUUUGGAUAUGAUCAUAUCCAAAGCAUCCUCAUUUCAGAACUCACUGAGUUGGGAUGAAGAAGAGGCUACCACUGAUCAUCCAUGGAAUCAACUCACAUCUUGUGGUGAAAGCAAACCUUCUCAAAUCCUGAAGCUGCUUCUGGGCUGAGCAGAAACAUAGAAAUUUAUGACGCAGACAAGUGAUGAUAUCAUGAACUCCCUAGAACCAUUGGUCCAAAUAUCAUCCCCCCACCCAAAGGCAGUCAAAUUCUGUCUUUCAAACCUACGUAAACUUCUUUGUUGUUCUCCAGGAGCAA